Molecule: messenger RNA, 2991 nt
Organism: Cricetulus griseus (Chinese hamster)
Lineage: Eukaryota; Metazoa; Chordata; Mammalia; Rodentia; Cricetidae
Source: RefSeq, a predicted model, not a curated record
AUGCUUCCUGCAGUUCCAGCCACAGCUGUCCAGCUUUCCUGUUACGGUUGUAAAAGAGUGUUACAGGAGGGGCAGACUGCGUAUCAGAAGAAAGGGUCUGCUGAACUCUUCUGCUCCAGACUCUGCAUCAAUGAGUACACUUCAUCCACCAUCUCACCAGCUCCCAUCAAGAGGAUGUGCUUAAACUGCUCAAGAGACAUUUUAAAUCUGAAGGAUAUGAAGAAUGUCCAGUUGAAGGACAGUAGCUGCAACAAAAACUUUUGUAGCCAAUCUUGCCUUUUAUCAUAUGAAGAGAAAAGAAGUCCAUGCAUUGCCAUGUGUACUGAUAGCACUUUGCUGAGGUGCAGCAUGUGUCAGAAGACAUCUACUAAACCACCCAGAAUACUUAGAUCUUUUCCUUGCAAAACACUGAAACUCUCAGAUGAGAUGAUUGUGAUUACUAAUGACUUGGGGAACAUAGAGGUUUUCUGCUCUGUUUGUUUUUCUUCAUACAACAGUGCCGUGAUGGAAUCUUCGACAGUAAAUGUUUCCAUGGUACACAAAGCUUCAAAAGGAAAUCUUUCUUCAAGGAAAUAUCCAAUUCCAGUUAUAAGUAAUAUAAUGUCAUUAGUAAAUGAUCAUGUUGGCCUGCUCAUGAACGCUGAUCUCUUACAAGGUUCACUUUCUUCUAUUCCUACAAAUGUCAUUAUACAAAACUCACCCAGUGAAUCCAGUAGUAGUGUUGGUAAUAGUGUGGAACAGCCAAGGUUUCUCCUGUCUUCAUCAGUGCACGUUGAAGACACAGCUGGUCCCAGUGUGGAAGCACAGAACAACAGUAGGUCAAAGCAGGGACACAACAUAGAAUCUAUGGAAGUAAAUGAUAGACCUUGUUAUCCAAAGUCUACAUCCACAGUGCAAAAAGUUAAAAAAGAAUCACAAAGUAUUAGAAAAUCUUGGCGCUCAGGUUCUCAGCAUUUGAACCACAGUACUAGGAAUGAUGUUGCAUUCUGCUAUUCUUGCCACUUGUUCUACCAGAAAAAUUUUAGCUGCCAGAGACAAUCAUUUGCACCCCAAGGAACUGCUGACUGGGAGAAAAUGCUAGAAAAAUUCAGGAAGCAUGAAGAAAGUGAAAUGCAUUUAAAGUCACUGAAGUUUUGGAGACAGUACCACUUUCUGGAUGAAAUGCCACGUGAUGGUUCAUCUGUUUAUUCAAAACGUGUUGAGGGAAAUAAAAGGUACCUAAAGCUCAUCAUUGAAAACAUCUUAUUUCUUGGAAAACAGUGUUUGCUCCUAAAAGGAAAUGACCAGUCUAUCUCAUCCAUUAAUAAAGGCAAUUUUUUGGAAUUACUAGAAAUUAGAGCAAGAGAUAAAGGAGGAGAAGUGUUUCGGCGCAUGAGUUCACAUGUUGACUUCUAUUGUAGUACCCAAGUCCAGGAGGAGAUUAUUGAAAUAAUACAGGCUGAAAUCUUGCAAGACAUUGUGAGUGAGAUCAAUGUCUCCUCAGCUUUUUCAGUAAUAUGUGAGGAGACAACCGAUAUUGCCACUAAAGGACAGCUUUCAGUGUGUGUGAGAUACCCACAAAAAACCUCAAGUGCUGUUCUUGUUAAAGAAAGGUUCCUGGGGUUUGUUAAUAUUGAGAAGAUGGCUGCAGUCCCUGUACACAAGCAUAUCAAAGCUUACCUCCAGCAGGUCGGGAUUGAUUUUAAUAAGAUAUGUGGUCAAGCCUAUGAUAGUGCCACGAAUUUGAGAGUAAAAUUUAAUGAAGUUGUAACAGAAUUGAAGAAGGAAGAGCCACGAGCUUUAUAUGUACAUUGUUACGCACAUUUUUUUGAAUUAGCAGUCAUUAGUUUUUGUAAAGAAGUAAAAGAACUCCGGAGUACACUAAAUGCUCUUAGUUCUUUGUUCAACACUGUUCGUAUGUCAGGAGAAAUGUUGGCAACUUUGCAAACCAGGUGCAAACUAAGUCAAAAUAAAACCUGUAAAAAACACACAUCACAGACGUGCUGGACAGCCCACGAUCACUUGUUACUGUCUGUGACAGAAUGUCUUCCAGAGAUCAUUGAGACACUGAAUGCAGUGUCUCGACAUUCCUCAGGCACAGCUGUGGCUGACCAACUGAAUGAUCUGUUGGUGGUGGUUACCAAGUUUGAAUUUAUAUUCUGUUUGAAAUUUCUUUAUCGAGUACUUAGUAUUACAGGAAUUCUUUCUAGAGAGUUUCAGAGUGAAACUGUGGACAUCUUUUCUUUGUUUUCAAAAAUAGAAGCAAUUUUGGAAUGUUUAUCUUCUGAAAGGAGUGACAUGUAUUUCAAGAGUAUCUGGGAUGGAGCAGCUGAAAUAUGUAAAAAAAUUACCAGUAAGGGUUUUGAAGUUGAAAAGCCCGCCUUUCAAAAAAGAAGAAAAAUUCAGAAAACAGUAGAUCCUGGCAACUUGGAGAGUAUGUUUUGUCCUACUGCAGCACAUGAACACUAUAAAAUUAAUGUUUAUUACCAAGGUUUGGAUAGUGUAUUAAAAAAUUUAAAGUUAUGUUUUUCAGAGUUUGACUAUUGCAAAAUGAAACAAAUUUCAGAGCUAUUGUUUAAAUGGAAUGAACCCUUAGAUGAAGCAGCAGCAAAACAUGUUCAAGAAUUUUAUAAGCUUGAUGCAGACAUUAUCCCUGAACUUAGAUUUUACCGGCAGUAUGCAAAUCUCAAUUUUGUUACAGAUUAUGGAUCUUUAAGCUUCGUUGACCUUGGCUGUUUAUUUAGCCAGCAUGGUCUCCACAAUAAUAUUCCUUGUAUCUCGAAACUGUUACAUAUUGCUUUAUCUUGGCCAAUUACUUCAACAAAUAAUGAAAAGUCAUUUUCCACACUGCCUCAUCUUAAAAAAUACUUACUUCGUACCAUGGGACAAGAGAAAUAUACUGGCCUGGCUCUGAUGGCAGUUGAACAAGAACUGGUAAAUAAAUUGAUGGAGCCUGAAAGACUCGAUGGGAUUGUGGAAAAGUUUAUUAGUCAAAUGAAAAUACAUACAUAG